Gopherus flavomarginatus (Mexican gopher tortoise) is the source of this 948-nucleotide messenger RNA. RefSeq names its product olfactory receptor 52R1-like. The coding region runs from base 1 to 948 and encodes 315 amino acids. The record is from RefSeq and is a predicted model, not a curated record. Lineage: Eukaryota; Metazoa; Chordata; Testudines; Testudinidae. The transcript has a single exon. Gene Ontology annotation, molecular function: G protein-coupled receptor activity; olfactory receptor activity. Gene Ontology annotation, cellular component: membrane. Gene Ontology annotation, biological process: G protein-coupled receptor signaling pathway.
AUGUCAUAUUCCAACAAAACCGACUUCACCAACCCCUCCACCUUCAUCCUGCUGGGCAUUCCUGGCCUGGAGGAGGCCCAUGUCUGGAUCUCCAUCCCCUUCUGCACCAUGUACGUCAUAGCCAUCUUGGGGAAUGUCAUCAUGCUGUUUAUCGUGAAGACAGAACCAAGCCUCCAUAAGCCUAUGUACUAUUUCCUCUGCAUGCUGGCCAUUACUGACCUCGUCCUGUCUACAUCCACCCUGCCCAAAACACUGAGCAUCUACUGGUUCAGUUCCAAGGAGAUCGAUUUCAGUGCCUGCCUUUCCCAGCUGUACUUCAUUCACUGCUUUUUAGUGAUGGAGUCUGGGAUCUUUGUGGCCAUGGCUUUUGAUCGCUACAUGGCCAUCUGCCAUCCUCUCAGACAUUCCACCCUCCUGACAAACUCCAUGGUUGCCAAGAUAGGCCUGGCUGUGGUGUUUCGCGGUAGCAUCCUCAUACUGCCCUAUCCCUUCCUGGUGAGACAAUGGCCAUAUUGCAGAACCAACAUCAUCCCCCACACAUGCUGCGAGCAUAUAGCCGUGGUGAAGCUGGCCUGUGCUGACACCCGCAUCAGUAGUUACUAUGGCCUCUUUGUGGUAUUCUGUGUGAGGGGUCUGGAUAUGAUUUUUAUUGCUGUGUCCUAUACCCAGAUCCUCAAGGCCAUCUUCAACCUCCCCACAAAGGACACACGGCUCAAGGCUUUGGGGACCUGCAGCUCCCACCUCUGUGUCAUCUUAGCCUUUUACAUCUCAGGUCUCUUCUCCUCCCUCACAUACCGGUUUGGCCAUAAUGUGCCCCUGCAUUUCCACGUUCUCAUUUUUAACGUGUACCUCCUGGUGUCCCCCAUGCUCAACCCCAUCAUCUACGGGGUGAGGACCAAACAGAUCCGGGACAGGCUGCUCCGGCUCUUUACUCAUAAAAGGAUGUAA